Letharia columbiana is the source of this 672-nucleotide messenger RNA. RefSeq lists its product as uncharacterized. The record is from RefSeq and is a predicted model, not a curated record. The transcript has 2 exons. Gene Ontology annotation, cellular component: cytoplasm. Gene Ontology annotation, biological process: protein modification process. Gene Ontology annotation, molecular function: protein-L-isoaspartate (D-aspartate) O-methyltransferase activity. NCBI's taxonomy places the organism in Eukaryota, Fungi, Ascomycota, Lecanoromycetes, Lecanorales, Parmeliaceae. The coding region runs from base 1 to 672 and encodes 223 amino acids.
AUGGCGUGGAUGUCAACCGGCUCAACGAAUGCAGCUCUGAUUAAGAACCUCACAAGCAACGGUCUCAUCAAAUCCGAACGUGUCAGGAAUGCUAUGCUUGCUGUCGACCGCGCUCACUACGCCCCCGCCACCCCAUACCACGACUCGCCCCAGACCAUCGGCUUCGGCGCCACAAUCUCCGCCCCGCACAUGCACGCCUCGGCCGCGGAAUCCCUCCUCCCCUACCUCCGCCCCGACGCCCGCGUCCUCGACAUCGGCUCCGGCUCCGGCUACCUGACCGCCGUCCUCGCCAACCUGGUCGGCCCGUCCGGAACCGUCGUGGGCGUGGACCACAUCCAGGGCCUCGUCGACCUCGCCCACAAAAACAUGUCGAAGGGCAAGGAAGGCAGGGAGAUGCUCGAGGCGGGGAAGGUGCGGUUCGUGAAGGCGGACGGGAGGCUGGGGUUGGAUGGGGGCGAGGGGGGGUGGGAUGCGAUCCACGUCGGGGCGGCGGCGAAGGAGGCGCACGAGGUGCUGGUGGAGCAGUUGAGGGCGCCGGGUCGGUUGUUCAUCCCCGUGGGGGAGGGCAUGCAGUAUAUUUGGGUCAUCGACAAGAAGGAGGAUGGGAGUGUGGUGCGGGAGAAGUCGUUUGGGGUCAUGUAUGUGCCUCUGACGGACGCGCCGAAGGAUUGA